AUGGCCUUAUUCUGCGCCCCGAGCCCUCUUUCCCACGAGUCGCCGUUGGAACAAUUAAUCGACCAUGGAAAGAGGAAGAUCGAGGAGAAGAUAGAUACAAAUUCUACGAAACGCGCAAAAUACAUAGGGCCGUUUAUUGUCGACGAGGAGGACGGGCACCAGGAUAUAUUUCGCUCCGAAUCAGAAUCCAGUUCUUCAGAGUUGCCAAGUUGGCUUCGUGCUCAAGGAACAUAUUCCCAUGAAACUACAGCACCGUCUUGUACCUCUACUCUCCCCGAAUUUCAAAGCAUAGAGCUCUCAGGCCGUCUGCGCAAUUCUAGGACUGCCGGUCCAAGCCCUCCCAGCAGAAGCGAGGAAGUCACCAUUCGGAAAUGUUCAGGUGAAUCCGUUUCUAUCCGGCGACGAAAACCAAAUACACUCCUCUCUUAUGAGCAAUUGGUCGCUAGCCGAUCGAUCACAGCUCCUGGGAAGGCAACCAGAAGCUAUUACGGUAUCGAGAUUCACCAAUUGCUCGAGGAGGCUCGAACAAUCGGGAACGCCGGUAAAGGAUCAGAGAGUGCACCGACCAUUCAUCAGUCAGUGGAGGCUCCAGCGGAAUGCCAGGGAAAGUCUGAAAAGGCCGCCAAUGUUCUCUGGACGGAGAAAUAUCGCGCUCGAAAAUUUAAAGAUCUUAUCGGCGACGAUAGGACCCAUCGUGCGGUUUUACGCUGGCUAAAGGGCUGGGAUUCCAUUGUUUUUCCCAAUCUAGCCAAGUCGAGGACGCAAAAUAAGCCUGUGGAUUUUGAAGAACCUACACACCGUAAAAUACUUUUGCUUACCGGGCCUCCGGGUCUGGGGAAAACAACAUUGGCCCAUGUGUGCGCAAGCCAAGCCGGCUACGAAGUUUUGGAAAUCAACGCCAGUGAUGAGAGAAGUCGGGAUGUUGUGAAGGGAAGAAUCAAGGAUGCGGUUGGCACGGAAAAUGUGAAAGGGAUUUGUGUCAAAGCUGAUGGAAAGGCAAUACGAAAACCUGGUAGGCCAGUUUGUGUAGUGGUGGAUGAAGUGGAUGGUGUUGUUACCGGUUCAGGGGGAGGAGAAGGAGGAUUUAUGAAGGCGCUCAUUGACCUUGUCGCUCUGGACCAGAAAAACUCAAAGAAGUCCCCAACGGACGCGACGAGUAAUAAUGGCAAACGAAAGAAGAAGGGGGAGAAGUUUAGGCUUCUCCGACCCUUGAUUCUGAUUUGCAACGACGUGUACCACCCCAGCCUUCGCCCCCUUCGCACGUCGUCCGUUGCUGAAAUUAUUCAUGUCCGUCAAGUGCCGCUGGAUAAAGUGGUCCAACGGAUGAAGCAUGUUUUUGAGAAGGAAAACAUUUCUUGCGAUGGAGAUGCUGUCAGAAGAAUAUGCGAGGUCUCUUGGGGACUCAGUGUCAAAAACGACCGUCAGGUGAAAGCUCGCGGAAUAAGUGAGGGUGACAUUCGAGGCGUGCUCGUUGCGGGUGAAUGGAUAGCUCGAAAAUUACGGUAUGGGGGCUCAUUGUCGGCAAAUAAACGACUAACAAGGAGAUGGGUUGAGCAGCACGUCCUGGGGGGGUCUUCAAUGGACGGAUCAAUUCCAGGCCUAGGACGUGGAGGAACCAAAGAGAUUGUUGAACGUGUGUUUCUCGAUGGCGCCGGUUUUCCUUAUGACCGUGUAGGAGCUCACAGUUUCGAGACCCCAUUUGGGAAGGCUAAUGACGGUACACCUGUGGGUGUUGCAGACCUCCGCAAACGUCAUGCAAUCAGUCGCUUGAGAGAAAUGGUCGAUGCUUCAGGCGAAUAUGAUCGCUGCGUUACAGAUUGCUUUCUCACAUACCCAACUAAAACUUAUCAAGACGAUUCGUACUUCUCAAAACCGAAUGCUGCAUACGAGUGGCUAAAUUUCCACGAUCUGGCAUCUUCGAGAAUCUACUCAAAUCAAGAUUGGGAGUUGAACCCAUACCUCAGCCAGGCCGUCAUUGCAUUUCAUCACCUUUUUUCCUCAUUGCACAAGUCCAGCACUGGAGAACGAAAGUUCGAUAAGGAUGAAGAUGACCAUCCAUUCUCAGGUACAAGGGCGGACUUUGCGGCUUUCGAAGCGGAAAGGCAAAACCGUGCUAUCCUUACCGAGUUUAGAGCUUCUCUCUCUGCUCCAUUACUGCGUGUGUUCCUAUCCCCAGGGACGAUUGCUAUGGAGCUUGUGCCUAACUUAAUGCGGAUGCUGGCCCCUGAGAUAAAACCGGUUAUCGUAGGCGGCAGUGGGAGUGAGCGUGGAAUCGCGAGCGUGAGAAAGGAGAGUGAAAAGGCUCUUGUGCAGUCCGCAGUAAGGGUUAUGAAUGGUCUUGGAGUGACAUUUGAGAGGACAAGGGUCGAAAUUGAGAGUGGAAUCCACAGUGGCUGGAUAUAUCGAAUGGAGCCGGCUCUCGACUCCUUAACGAGCUUCUCCCAAACAAAAGGCACAUCCAUUACUUCAGCCGGUUCCUCGGCACCAGUCCGCUACGCCGUGCGUCAAGUACUCGAUCAAGAGUACCGGAAAGAUCUUCUGAAACGUCAAGCAGAAUCUCGCCAGACUCGAUAUGACGCGCCAAAGCCUUCGGCGAACAAGAGUAGAGACCCAGAAAGGAAGGGCAGUCAUGACGAAUCAAAGGUCUCAUCCAGGCAUUCCCGGCUCAAUGGACCCCAAACAGACUUCUUCGGUCGGAUUAUUCCUCAGAAGGAGGCGCCAGUUCAACAAAACACCACGCCUCAGCAAGGGGGAAAGAAUCAACAGAAUGACGGUCAGGAUAAUCAAGAUUCGAAGGCUUGGGUCAAAUACCAUGAGGGGUUUUCAAAUGCGGUGCGAAAGCGGAUCACUAUGCAUGAGCUAAUGUCUGGAUUCUGAGCGUCCCCCUCCAACUUUUCUGUGCAUAUCUGAUAGUAACGGCCGAAUAACCAUUUCUUACAAUCAAUCACCCUCAUCAUGUCUAGGAA
This is a messenger RNA of Coccidioides posadasii C735 delta SOWgp, 2966 nucleotides long. RefSeq lists its product as uncharacterized. Gene Ontology annotation, cellular component: nucleus. NCBI's taxonomy places the organism in Eukaryota, Fungi, Ascomycota, Eurotiomycetes, Onygenales, Onygenaceae. Gene Ontology annotation, molecular function: ATP hydrolysis activity; ATP binding; DNA binding. The record is from RefSeq and is a predicted model, not a curated record.